AUGAACGGUGGCAUCGGCGAUAGCCCUCCGCGGGAGCUGUACGAGGCCGGCCCCGUGGACGUCGACCUCGCCGCGCACGCCGGACACAGCCACCACGGCGACGUCUGCCCGACACCGGGCUCGUGCUUUCCCGUGCCCGGCGACCAGUUUGAUACGUUUGCCGACCUCGAGAACCGGCUCAAAGUGCACAGCCUUGACCAUGGGUUCACGCUCGCGCGCAGCACGCACCUCUUCUCAUCGACGCUGGCGCUCGAGCUCUUCCGCGUCAAGUCGCCGCUCAUCAAGGUCGUGCACCGCGGUAGCUUUUACUGCAGCUACAAGGUGUGUCCGGACGACAGCACGAAAAAGUGCUCGUGGCGGAUAACGUUUACGUUUGACCGGACGCUGCUCAAGUACGUCAUCAAGACCGAGCGCUACUGCUCCAUGCACUCGCACGAGAUUGGCGAAGAGGCGGCGAGCAGCUCGGCGAUCCACCGCGAGAGCCAGCUCUACGAAGCCGAGCUCGACCAAAUCCAGGCCAUGGCGCUCCAAGACCUUUCAAUCCCCGAGAUCCGCUCGCGCAUGCAGGCCACGUACCCUGGCAAAGACUACACGCCUGACCUGCUCCGGCGCAUUGUGAAAAAAACUAAGGACCACGCCGCCCGUCCAGCGACCGCCGACGACGCUGCCAGCACGUCGCAGGUGCGGUCCGAGCUGCGCGCAAUGCCGCCGCGCUCGGUGCCGACGCUGCAAGAGUCGGAGCAAGAGAGCCGGUACCUCGAAGUCCACCAGCGCUUCAACCAGAUCGUGUCCAAAGUUAUCAACGACCCGCACCGCUUCAAGCUCUUCUCGCUCAACCUUGUCGCGUUCGAACACUCGCUCACCAACCCGCUCCCAGUGCAGUUGCCGCCGUCCUCUAUGCUCAUGGCGCCGGCUCCGUACGACCGGCCCUACACCGCGACGGCCACCUCCAAUUCGACGACGACGAGCACGGGCGCCCGCCAGCCGCGGCCAAAACGGCCGCGCACAGGCCACGAGAGUGCGAUGGACGAAGCCUUUCUCUCGACCGAGAUGGCCAACAACCCGCUCAACCAUCUGUAG
Molecule: messenger RNA, 1080 nt
Organism: Saprolegnia diclina VS20
Lineage: Eukaryota; Oomycota; Saprolegniomycetes; Saprolegniales; Saprolegniaceae
Exons: 2
Coding region: 1-1080 (359 amino acids)
Source: RefSeq, a predicted model, not a curated record